Molecule: messenger RNA, 1125 nt
Organism: Porites evermanni
Lineage: Eukaryota; Metazoa; Cnidaria; Anthozoa; Scleractinia; Poritidae
Source: the annotation of a GenBank genome assembly
UUACAGCUGCAAGAUCUGGCUGUAAGUCCGGAUAUUCGAGAUCCAUCUUUGAACUCAGCUCAAUGUGUUAUACAGGGUCAUUACGCUACAUUCAGUGACACCAAAGGACAUAGUGUUAAAAUGUUAUGGGUGUGUAAUCUUUUUUUAAUGGGCGCUGGCCUUAUUGUCAGUUCGGCGAUAAUCGACAUGAACAAAUUUUACAGAUUAAAUGGUAGGAAGAUGAAAAACACAGCGAGUGCCAUGUGUUUCUCGACUCACUUCUUGUCAGUACUAGGAAGUGUAUAUAUUUUUUUUGCUGUUACAUGUUCUCUUUUCUCUUUUUCAACAUUUUUUUCUGUAUAUUUUAUUUUAGUAGUUUUUUGGAACUUGGUAACAAGUGCGUUGUAUGUGCCAACUCGUUACUCAAUUUUCUAUCAUAAGUGGAAAGGAACCGGAUUUGUUUUAACAACCCUUUAUGUAUUUGGAGGAAACUCGAUAUGCUGUUUAAGUUGCUGGCUUGUAAUUGGGAUAAGAAUCAAUCCGUCAUGGGGUUUAACUAUUGCUCUCUUUAUCAUCUCUAUUUUCGCUUCAUUUACUUACGCAGUGUAUCUUUGCCUGGAGGUAAUUUAUCCAAACGGUUAUAACAUGAGAGAGCGAGAAAAUACACUUCAAGACUUUUUAUUGGGAACUUAUACAUUGCCUGAGGAUUCUUAUCGUAAUCCUCUCUCGUGUUCUGCCUCGAGUGACGACAACAGUCAAAACAAUAAUGAUGACCCAAACCGAGUUAUUGCGCUUUUUAAGUCCUUUGUUUUAUUGGAAUGCGACAGAGGCAUCAUGGCUAUAUUUGUUUGUAUGCUUGGAUGUAUAGCUGUGGUGUCCUUUUUUCUCAUAGUAAUUCUAGCAGGGCCGUCAAUAGCUGGACAGACUAGUGCUGCAGACGAACUCCUUAAAACCUCCUCUUUGUAUUUUAUUACUGCAUUUAUAACUUGGGCUACUUUGAAGAAGCACGCUUCUAUCGAUGCUCCCCUCCAAAAUGAAAGACCCCAAAAUGCUGAAGAACAGGACACUGACCACCACACUGGAGACCACCCCGGUGGCGAGUUGGGCACCCAAUACCCGCUCAUCAUGUGGGAAACAAGCGUGUAG